Molecule: messenger RNA, 3513 nt
Organism: Leptosia nina
Lineage: Eukaryota; Metazoa; Arthropoda; Insecta; Lepidoptera; Pieridae
Source: the annotation of a GenBank genome assembly
AUGGAUGGAUUAUACGACGAUUUGGAAAACUAUAAUCACGAUACGAUAGUUGAAGAUUUAAAAAAUGAAAACCAAGAGCUUAAAGUACAGCUUAAUAAGUAUUCCACACAUUUAAAUCGGUUACAGAUGAUAAUUUUACAGGAUUUUGACAGACUUAAUGCAGAACACAAAAAGUUGGAAAUGAAUUAUUCAUCAUUGCUGAAAACAGCAAAGAGUGAAAUUGAAAGGAAAACAAAAAUGAUAAAGCAACUUAAUAUAGAGAAGGACGAGUUUGUCAUUAAAGCAUUCCAAAAUAAAGGAAAAAGGUUCUUUCCUCAUACUAAACCAGAACAAGGGUUUUCAAAAACAAGAGAUAUUGGACGGCAACCAGUGGAAAAUUUUUCUGAUAGAGCAAACACAGAAACAAAAACACGUGUUUCCAUACCUACAUUAGAAACAAAAGAAAAUAUUUUUAAGAAUAGAAGUGAUGGAACAUGUCUUAAAAUUGAUAGUCGUAGGAAGUCACUACCUGCUACUAGUCAUGUUAAUAAACCACCGAUAACUUCUGACGAUGAGAAUGAAGAGUCUGACCUAUAUAAACAUAAAAAAAUAAGAGAUUACAAAUAUUCAGACAGACAAAGAGAUAGGAGAUUUUCAGGAAAAAAUGAAAAGAAUUGUGAUUACAAAACCAAUGUGGAAGGCAGUGAAAGAAGAAAACAUUUAAAGCAUUACGAAGAUAGGUACAGGUCAAGAGAUAAAUCCCGACAUAGACGAUAUAAGAGUCCACUUAGCAAUCACUGGGAGAACUAUGGCCAUCAACAACACAGUCGGUCUAGAAGCCCUCCAAGUGACAGAUUUAUCAAAAAAAGAAGUCACGAUCGGCUGCCCCACAUUGAAACAGAUUCUUCAAAUGAAAAGCAUACCACAAAACAUAAAUUAUUGCCUCUCUCUGAAGAACCAAUCAAUAAAAAAAUGAGAACUGACCCUGACAUGUAUCAGGAAAAUCUUAAUAAUAGUUUAUCAGAUGGUGAAGUUGUUGAGCCAAGUCCAACAUUAAUUUCCCCAGUGGAGCCAUACCAUUCUUGCCAGUCACCUGAUCAUAUACACUCCCACUUGAAUGAUAACAAGACUCCCAUAAAAGAAAUAAUGCAGACAGCCGAUAGCCCUCAGGAUGAUCCCAGACUAACUAGCAAUAAGUAUGUUUUGCAUACUGAAAAUAAUAAGAUUUGUUUGAAAACUGUAUAUAGUGGAGAAAUUUGUAUGAAACUUGUGAAUCAAUCAACCUGGACAAAUUCAAAAGCGCCUGUUCCUGAUACUUUACUUCAUAAACCAUCAUCUAUAUUUGAAACAAAUGAGGAUAUUAUUUCGGAGAUAUAUUCAAAUAUUGAAAAUUUUACGUCAGAAGUAGCAUUUCAAUCACGUGUGGGUGACAAUAGUCCACAUGUAACUAAGACUAUCAAAGAUGACACUGAUCUUACAGAAAAACGUGACACACAUUGUCCACAAAAGAUGAAUAAGAAAAAUCUUGAUUCUAUUGAAGUACACAAGACUCAUACCACUUAUGAUAAUUCAGACUGCAAUGUUGGCACAUCAAAGGAUAAUUCAAAUAAUUCACUAAAAGAUGUUGGUGAUAAUCACAAAACUCAAAAACCUUUCCAUGAUAUUCAACUUUCUCUAGAUGCAACAGACACAGAGAAAGUUCCAUUUAGUGAUUCUCAAAGUUAUGUAGAUCACUAUCAAGUUCUUCAUGUUAGUGGAACUGUUGAAGGAGAUUUGUUGUUAAGUGAUGAUGCUAGUGAUGAUAAUUUGGAACUCCAAAAUAACACCACCAAUAAUCAUAAUCUAAAUAAUAAGAAAGAAAAAUUUCCCCUAAAGAUUAAGCUAAAGCGCACGAAACUCUGUAAAAAAUUGACUGAUUCCCAAAAUAAAAUAAAUAUCACAGAUGAAUCAUUAUUGACUCAACAAAAAGAUAACCAUGAUGUAGCCUUAGAUUUGGAUAGUAAUGAUGACAAUAAGAGUUUAAAUUCUUACAGGAGAAGUUUAAAUGAUGAACACAAAACCUUAAUUAAAAGCAAUGGCUGUCAAAUAGUUGAAGAAGAUAAUGCAAGAACAAAUAUGACCGAAAGUGAUGUCAAUUUAAGUCCAAUGAAAGGUAAUAAACCAUGUGGAGAAGUAGUACACGAUUUAACUGUAGACAGUAGUAAUGCACAGCCGAAGAAAAGUAAAUUUCAAGAAUAUUGUCUUGAUAAGUAUACAGUUGGUCAACAAAUAGAAGAGAAUAAUCCUUUCAUUGAAAUAGAUGAAAAUAGUGAUAAUAAAGAUGAUUUAAUCCAUGCUUCGGGAGCAGAAAAGAAAGUUAAAAAUUCAGAUAUGCCUUUAACAAAAAAGAAAAAUUCAAAAAAUAAUUUCAAGUCGAAGAAAACUGAGACAAUAAGCCCUGAAAGCAACUCCAAAAGUGAAGCAGUUAAAGAUCCACCAAAAAAAGUUGACAAAACUGGCAAAAAGAGCAAAUCUACUAAGAAAACGACGUCGAAAGAUAAAAUUCAAGAUGCAAAAGAUGGUAAUUCAAUUGAUAUUAAUUCAAAACAAGAUGGUAUAAACAAUAUUUGUCCAAAAGAAACAAACGAAAAACAUAUAGUAGGAUGUGAAACAAAAGAAGGAAUUAAAAGCGACACAUUUAAGGUAGCUUUGAAUGUUAAUUCUGAAGCAGUGGCUAAAUCGAACAAUGACUGUAUGGGACAUGUUGUUGAAGGCCGGAAGAAAACUGUAAGCAGUAAUAAAUCACGCACACUAACAAAACGUGCCGAGAAAGAAGAAAAGGCCAAAGAUAAUACCUUGUGUGGUAGUAGUACCAAACCAACGAGCUCGAUAUUUCAUAAAGACGACGCAAAAGAAGUUCGUUCUAAAUUUUGUGAACUAUUUGGUGACAGUAACAGUUUAAUAUCGCCCGAAGAUUUAGGCAUACCUAAUAAAGUAGCUGAAGUAAAGGCAUCAAGCAAAUUUGAAUGCGUCUUUGACGACACACAAAGUGCUGUAGAUCUCAGUGUAGAAAGUAUAAAAGCGUCAGAGCCCCAUAAAUGUAUUGCUACUAACACGGUAGUAGAUAAUGAGGAAGUUAUUGAUACCAACAUAAAAUCUUUUAAAACAAUGAAUCCGGAAGAUAUUUAUGAAAAUUUGAACACGGCUGUGUCUAUGGACAGUGCAAACGUUGUGAUUAUAUCGAAGGGGGUUCAAUCAGCGCGCUCCGAGAGUCAAGGCCUUGUGGAUAUUGCGAAAUUAGAGACUGUACAAAGUACUAAAGAAAGUCAAUCGCUUGCAUUGAAAGCUUUGGCAACUUCAACCCCAUAUAAAAUUGAUACAGAUGAUGUGAAUAGUAAGCCAUCUUGCCUGGGUCUUACUAAAGAUAUCACACAGUACCAAAAGUCUCAGGAGAUAAUUGUGACAGAAGGAAACACUGUAGAGCACUUUGUCGAACCUGAUAUUCCCGACGUCCGGAUAUUUGUUAAACGCCGUAGAAAAAUUAAAAAACCCUAG